AUGAGCCGCCAGCAAACAGACAAGACUCAACAAACGGGGGAGGCUCAGGCCAGCCCAACGCCCGCACGUCAUGAACCGAAGACCAAACAUUUCAGGAUAUGGGCACCCUUGUUCGGGCAUUUCGCCCUCUGCCUGGCCGUCACCGGCCUUGUAGCCUUGAAAGUGAACGGUUACAAGGCUCUCGCCUACCAAUGGCAGUUGAGAGCCCAACCCGGCGGAGGGUACGUGUUCCGAGACUCUGACGUUACAACCUGGCUCUCGGCGUCCACGACUCUCAUCGACAUUGUCGGCACCAUGUGGAGCGGGAUUCUCGCCUGGCGGUGCGUGUUCAUUCUUCUGGAGACUCGCCACGGAUUAAGACUGGACCAUCUUUCCCAGAUUCUCGGGGGCUACGCGCCGCGCAAGCGGCUACAGGGGAGGGAAUGGCUCGUCACGCUUGUGCUGCUGCUCGUCAUCCCGCAACGCUUAAUUCGGCCUCUGUUCUCUGGCAGUGUCGACUGGAACUUUGCAGUGGACUACGCGCCGUCGAUACAAGCCAGGAGCGGCUAUGAUUCUGCGAGCUCGCUACUCUGAUAUUGGUAUCUCGAUCAAUACGC
This is a messenger RNA of Phialemonium atrogriseum, 596 nucleotides long. RefSeq lists its product as uncharacterized. Lineage: Eukaryota; Fungi; Ascomycota; Sordariomycetes; Cephalothecales; Cephalothecaceae. The transcript is spliced from 2 exons. The record is from RefSeq and is a predicted model, not a curated record. The coding region runs from base 1 to 573 and encodes 190 amino acids.